AUGCCUUCCUCCCCCCCCGAACCGCCUCAAGACUCAGGUGUGGUUUUAUAUGCUGAAGGCGCCUUAGACCCUCACUUCAGGGGCCCCCUGGGUCCAGACGGGGGCCCCCCUGGGGGCCCCAAGGGGGGCCCCCCGGGGGGCCCCCAGGGGGGCCCCCAGGGGGGCCCCCGGCCCGCCCCGCUGCUGCCACCCUUCUCUGCUUCUCCUUAUGUGCUAAAGGCAAGGCCAGGGUUUUUCUUGCCGGCCCAGAAGCUGAAUCCAGCAAAGAUGUAUAUGCAGGACUACCUGCAGCAGCAGCAGCAGCAGCAGCAGCAGCAGCAGCAGCAGCAGCAGCAACUGCAGCAGCUGCAGCAGCAGCAGAUGGAACAGCUGCAGCGCAUGCAACAGCUCUGGGCCAGAGCCAGCCACCUGCAGGGGGGCCCCCAGCAGCAGUGGGGCCCCCCCUCUGAUAUAAGAGAAGAAAGGGGGCCCCCGGGGGCCCCCUCGCGACAUGUCCCGAAUGGCUCAGAAGGCUCCGACUGUGGCGUAUGGCUCUAUGGCAACUGCCCGCUUUGCCUUUCUCGCGGCCGGCUGACUCCCUCGUGUCCGAAAGCAGAACCAAAGGCAGCAGCAGCAGCAGCAGCAGCAGCAGCAGCAGCAGCAGCAAAGGGGGGACCCGCAGCUGCUGCAGCAGCUUCGCCCCCCUGCAGUACCCUGGGGGGCCCCCCCUUGCAAGCCAAACAAGGGGGGCCCCCCUUGAGUUCCUCGAGGGCCCCCAAAGAUAAAAGCAAAAGGCGCAGCAGCAAAACUAAACGCAGGACUCCCAGCCCUCAGUACCCUGGGGGCCCCCUCAGGGGCCCCCCUGGGGGCCCCCUAGGAGGGACCCCCUCGGGGGGCCCCCUGAGGGGGCCCCCAGGGGGCCCCCUGAGGGGGCCCCCUAGGGGGGCCCCUGGGGGCCCCUUGAGGGCCCCCAAAGCGAAGGUGAGGGGGCACAAGAGGGAAAGUAAAAGCGGAUUUGGUGGUUUCGGAAAUGGCAAAACUAGAGGAUGGCCCAGCAGCAGGUCCAGCAGCAGCAGCAGCAGCAGCAGCAGGAGCAGCAGCAGCAGCAGCAGCAGGGAGCAGCGGCGGCGCAAGGUGCAGCAGCGGCAGAAGCACUUGAAGCUUUUGAGUCAUUUGAGACAGGAGAGAACCCCCGAGGAAAUCAGAGACAGAGAGGAUCGUCCUGUGGAUGGUUUUAUGAGGAAUCUCGUAGGAUUGGAAACGAACGAAAUGAAGGAAAUUUUGCUCAAGCUGUUGGAUUGCAGAAGACUCGAAACUCAAAUCCAAUACGACCUGCAGCAGCUGCAGCUCUGCGACUCUCUCCUUUCCCGGGCAAACGCCUCUAAAGGGGGGGCCCCUGGGGCCCCUUCGGGGGGCCCCCUUCCCUCGGGGGCCCCUGGGGUCCCCGGGGCCCCUAACAACCCUGGGGCCCCCCCGGGGGCCCCCGGCGUUCCUGGGGCCCUUAAGGCCCCUGGGGCCCCUGCGGCUUUUGGGGCCCCUGGGACCAUUGGGGUCCCUGGCGCCCCUGGGGCCCCUAUGGCCCCUGGGGUCCCUGGAGCCCCUGGGGCCCCUAAGCCCCCUGGGACCAUUGGGGCCCCUGGGGCCCUUGGGGCCCCUAAGUCCCCUGGGACCAUUGGGGCCCCUGGGGCCCUUGGGGCCCCUGGGGCCCUUGGGGCCCCUGGGGCCCUUGGAGCCCCCGGUACGAUUGGGACCCAUGGGGCCCAUGGGGCCCUUGGGGCCCCCACGACCAUUGGGGCCCCCGGGAUGCCCACAGGGGGCCCCAAAGGAGCCUUGGGGGCCCCUAAGGGCCCUUCGUCAGCCUUGGCUCAAUCUCAGCAAGAGCAGCAGGGUCUGAAACGGGCUCCUUCGAUCAAGGUCGCUAAGCAGCAGCAGCAGCAGCAGCAGCAGCAGCAGCAGCAGCAGCAGCAGCAGCAGGCCAAGAAUGCCAACAACCAAGGGGGCCCCUCGCUAGUCGACGCUGCACUUAUUGUGGGCCUACACCCCGGGGGGCCCUAA
This is a messenger RNA of Eimeria necatrix, 2034 nucleotides long. RefSeq lists its product as hypothetical. The record is from RefSeq and is a predicted model, not a curated record. NCBI's taxonomy places the organism in Eukaryota, Apicomplexa, Conoidasida, Eucoccidiorida, Eimeriidae. The transcript is spliced from 5 exons. Bases 1 to 2034 code for a protein of 677 amino acids.